AUGGUCAUGACUACAGCCGCCUUCCACGAGGAGAAGAACAUCAAGUCUUCUAGAAAAAUACCUUCAAUUCCUCAAGAAAUAAUUUUUGAUAUAUUCUCAUGGCUUCCUGUCGAGUCCUUGAUGCGUUUUAAAUGUAUCUCCAAAUCUUUUAACUCCCUUGUAUCUAAAUCAUAUUUCGUGGAUAUUCAUCAAUGUCACUCUAGGACUCGAACCAAAUUUCUUUUGCACGAAUGGGAUCUUGUUGCCGAAAGGAACUUCUAUUACACUAUUGAGCAAAAUGAAGAUGGAAAAGCCUCUCGUCUUCGUAUUGAGGAUUAUUUGGAUGGACUCAACAAUUUUGAUAUGAAGCGGGACCCUGUGGAGUGUGUAAAUGGUUUGUUCUUAUUCUGGCGCAUGGGUAGGCACCCUGCUGUGAUUUGCAAUCCCAAUACUAGAGAAGUAAGAUUUCUUCCCGGAAAUCCCUAUACAUACGAUCCUGGUGAGUGUCUUUAUUUAUUAGGUUUUGAACCAGAAGAAAAGGUUUAUAAAGUUCUUUUCUUAAAAUAUGUUGUAGUUCAGGGACACCUAAGAAGCUGGGUCUUCAGUUUGGGCAUAGAGGAAUCAUGGAAGGAAAUUGAAAGCAUUCCUUAUUUUUAUUGUCAAGGGAGAAAUGUUUGCAUUAAUGGAGUUAUUUAUCAAUUGACUUGUUCUUUCCGAGAGACAAAUAUAGUUGCAUUUGAUAUGAAAACUGAAAGUUUCAGAACUAUUGACUUGUGGAAAGUAAAACCUCAAUACAGAUGUUAUUGUGACCUAAUUGAAGUGAAGGAAAAAUUGGCAGUACUUGAAGAUACAUUGAUUAAUGGAGAAACUAAUUUGUGGAUCUUGGGAAAUGGUCAACAUGAAGGAUGGGAGAGGCAUGUCAUCAUUGGAUUUCCCAUGGAGAGCCCUAUAAAUCAUCAUUUUUUGUUCCAGACGUAUGGUGGGAAGAUUAUAUUUGUUGCUAGAAAGAAGUGUGAUGAAUUUAUUUAUUUAUGUUAUGAUGUCACAAGAAAAAGUUUGAGAGAACACAAAAUCAAUGGAUUUUGUGAAAAGGGUUUGAUUCAAGGGUCUUCUAUGUCAUCGUUCGCAUUCAGUAUUGUUAAUCCUGAUCUUGUUGUUGCUUUGGAUACAGCUACACAUAAUUGUCCAUGGGUGAAUACCAAUUUCGGAAGAUACAGUCCGACUUGGUUAAGAGAUUGUCCUUGA
Lycium barbarum (goji berry) is the source of this 1224-nucleotide messenger RNA. Its product is annotated as putative F-box protein At1g32420. The record is from RefSeq and is a predicted model, not a curated record. Lineage: Eukaryota; Viridiplantae; Streptophyta; Magnoliopsida; Solanales; Solanaceae. The coding region runs from base 1 to 1224 and encodes 407 amino acids. Gene Ontology annotation, molecular function: protein binding. The transcript is spliced from 2 exons.